AUGAACGCGGACGAGCGCUACGAGCUUCUCCGCAGCGUCGGAGAGGAGUGCAUUCAAGACGCUGAGCUACGGAGCCUCAUAGAAAGGAAACCGGCGAUUCGUUGCUACGACGGCUUCGAGCCCUCCGGCCGCAUGCAUAUCGCCCAGGGCAUCUUCAAGGCAGUCAAUGUUAACAAGUGCACGACAGCCGGGUGCGAGUUCGUCUUCUGGGUGGCGGACUGGUUUGCGCUGAUGAACGACAAGGUCGGGGGCGAGCUGGAGAAGAUUCGCAUUGUUGGCCGGUACCUGAUUGAAGUGUGGAAGGCGGCGGGCAUGGACAUGGACAAGGUCGUGUUUUUGUGGAGCAGCGAGGAGAUUACGAACCACGCCGGCACGUACUGGCGCACGGUCCUCGACGUUGGUCGGCAGAACACGAUCGCCCGCAUCAAGAAGUGCUGCACCAUCAUGGGCAAGACAGAGGGUACGCUGACGGCCGCACAGGUGCUGUACCCGCUGAUGCAGUGCACUGACAUAUUCUUCCUCAAGGCCGAUAUAUGCCAGCUGGGCCUCGACCAGCGCAAGGUGAACAUGCUCGCACGCGAAUACUGCGACUUCAUCGGUCGCAAGCUGAAGCCAGUCAUUCUGUCGCACCACAUGCUGGCGGGUCUGAAGCAGGGGCAGGCAAAGAUGAGCAAGAGUGACCCAGACAGUGCCAUCUUCAUGGAAGACACCGAGGAAGAUGUGACACGUAAGAUACGCCAGGCUUACUGCCCGCGCGUCAAACAAUCUGCCAACGUCAUCACGGAUGACGGAGCACCGGUCGCCACGGACGACCGCAACCCGGUGCUGGACUACUUCCAGUGUGUUGUCUACGCCAGACCCGGCGCGGUGGCCACUAUUGACGGCGCCACGUACGCUACUUACGAAGACCUCGAACAGGCGUUCGUAAGCGACAAAGUCAGCGAGGUUGCCCUCAAGUCAUGCCUGAUUGAUGAGGUGAACGCGCUGCUGGCGCCGGUGCGCCAGCAUUUUGCCUCGAACCCGGAGGCUCACGAGCUGCUGGAGACAGUCAAGUCGUACCGCAAAGAUGGCGCGGUGUUGCCACUGGCAGAGGCGGCGCUCCCUGCUGCCCCCGAAAAGCCGCACGCGUGCAUGUGGAUGCCGGCGCUGGUGAAGGUGCCGCUAGAUGUUGCGGAGGGCAUGAUCCAGGCGGCCAAGGACUUCAUUGCUGCCCACUCAGAGGGCACGGUGACACUGGUGCUGCCGGACUGGUCCGCGGUGGCCAGUGACGAAAUCACUGGGAUGGAGAAGGACAUCUCCGCUGCCCUGCAUGUCAACUCUACGCUUCUCAAGGCGUAUGGACUACCGGAGGCGGUGAAGCUCGUGAUGGAGAACGACGUUAUUCUCGGCAACCCCAACGACUUCUGGGUGAGCGUAAUCGGCAUUGCUCGCAAGAACCUGCUGAGCCAUGUGGAGGAGCUCUACGGAGGAGAGCUGCGUAACGCCGGCCAGGUUAUCGCGGCUCUCAUGCGCGUUGCCACGACGCUGAUGCUCUCCGCCUCGCACGUCAUCUCGACCUCGCUGGAUGGGCAGAUUAACACCUUCGCCCGCGAGUACACGAAGGGGCGUAUCGAGUGUCUGCAGGCACAGGAGGGGAGAGUCCCGGCGCUGCAUCGCCCCGGCGCUGCCCCGGCGGUGCUCGGUGCCGACGACGUUCUCUACCUGGACGACAAUGACAUGGACAUCCGCCGUAAAAUCAAGAAGGCGUACUCGGCACCAAACGAGGAGGCCAACCCAAUCAUAUCGGUUGCCCAGCACCUUCUCGCGCAGCAGGGAGUCCUCAGUAUCGAGCGCGGCGAAGCCAACGGUGGCAGCGUGCGCUACGACACGCCAGAGGGCCUCGUUGCGGACUGCAGCAGCGGCGCUCUCCACCCUGCUGACCUCAAGGCAACGGUGUCACAACUGCUCCUGCACCGGUCAGCAGCGGCGCGCGCGUUACUCAGUGGUGAGCUCAAGAAGAGCAUCGCUACUCUUCGCAACAUGGAGAAGAUGGCAAAGAGGCGAUCAACGAACAAGUGA
This is a messenger RNA of Leishmania braziliensis MHOM/BR/75/M2904, 2058 nucleotides long. RefSeq names its product putative tyrosyl-tRNA synthetase. The transcript has a single exon. The record is from RefSeq and is a predicted model, not a curated record. Gene Ontology annotation, biological process: tRNA aminoacylation for protein translation. The coding region runs from base 1 to 2058 and encodes 685 amino acids. Gene Ontology annotation, molecular function: ATP binding; aminoacyl-tRNA ligase activity. NCBI's taxonomy places the organism in Eukaryota, Euglenozoa, Kinetoplastea, Trypanosomatida, Trypanosomatidae.